Molecule: messenger RNA, 2743 nt
Organism: Odontomachus brunneus
Lineage: Eukaryota; Metazoa; Arthropoda; Insecta; Hymenoptera; Formicidae
Gene: Ankle2
Product: ankyrin repeat and LEM domain-containing protein 2
Exons: 10
Coding region: 228-2153 (641 amino acids)
Biological process (GO): negative regulation of phosphorylation
Cellular component (GO): endoplasmic reticulum
Molecular function (GO): protein phosphatase 2A binding
Source: RefSeq, a predicted model, not a curated record
GUUUGUGCUCUACAGCGAAUUCACGUUGUUUCCUUUGUUUCUAUCGGUGCACGCAGAUGCUUCUCCGUGAAUUCGAAUAAGAUUUAAAUUGAUUAUCUUCUCGAGGAAUCGCUUCUACUCAACAUCCUUUUGCGAAUUACACUUGUUGAAAAAGCUGCAAAGUUUUGUCGAGCUGUUUUGUUUAUACGUGAUAAGUGGACGUCACUUGACACUUUGUUUUUUAACAAAUGUCAAGCCUCUGCAGCGGUGUGAUCGUGGGAGAAAACAUCACGGUAUCGUCUAACGUACCUGUGAUUACUGUGUCUCGUGAAUUCACCGUUGGUACGUUGAAUGAAAAUUUCGAAGCGAGAAAGAUCGUGAUGGACGAAUGUGAAAAUGCGCAACCCGCGUGCGACACGCGUUCCAACCUCCCGGAGGAGACGGUAUUUCACGCCGUAUAUAUACCGCAAGACAACAAGGAUUCGGUGAAUGUAGAAGAAAACAUUCAUAUCUAUCAAGACAUGUCAGAUGCCCUAAAAGUCAUAAAGAAACACAAAAGAGCUCGUUUGAAAACUUUUAAAAAUCAUUCCGAUGCUGAGGCAUAUACGAGAACUGGAUAUACACAAUCUUGCAACAAUCAUCCUACAUCAACAACUACUCUAAUGCAGGAAACAUGUAGUAAUUUUAAGGCACCAAAACUACAGGAACUUACAAGUUUUAAAAAGUUAAUUGAAAGUGGAAAUAUAGACAGUGUUAGGAGUAUUAUAUGGACAAAUCCACGAUAUCUAAUUAGUAGUGGAGACACACCACAAAUUUUACAGGUGGGCUCUCGAUAUAAUGCAUUGCAUAUAGCAGUGAAUGCUAACAAACCAGAUAUGUGUGAGCUUAUUUUAAAGACCGUUGGAAAUCCCACAUUUAUACAGUUGCAUUAUGGAGACGAUGAAUGUAAAAGUUAUCUAGAUCCUACGCAAAUCAUGUUGGAUUUAUACUUGAAUACUCCCGACAAAGGACUCAAUGAGACACCCUUGCAUUUUGCUGUCAAGUAUGGUCAUAAGGAUAUUGUCCGGAUUUUCGUCUCAUACUCUCAAUGCAUUAAAACUUUGCGGAACAAAUAUGAUCAGCAGCCUAUAGAUAUAAUAUGCAGCAGAAAGUGCCAAGAAGAUGAAGAUUUGAAACGAGAGAUACGCUUAUUGCUGGAGGAUCAGUUCUAUGUACCUGUAUUAAGAGCAGAAGACAACACGUAUCAACCUACUAUUGGAGAACCGUUUUCUCCGUCUAGUACAUUUAUUAAUAGUUUGAAUAGAGAUCCGAUUAGUCCACGUCUGGAAGUACGGGCAUUUGCUGGUCCAAUGACCAAGUCACAGGCGCUGGAAUUUCGAAGAAAAUGGAAAACUCCACCACGUACUAUCUCUACGUCCGCGAAAAAGGGAGAGGGUGACGCGCCGAAUAUUAUGAAUAGUCCAGUCGCUACAGUCUCUCUGAGGCUGCAAGACACCGAAAAAGGAUUGGAACGUGUCGGAAGAUGUCUUGCGGUAGAAUAUCAAGUGCCUUGGAAGGAAUAUUGGCCCUUUUUGAAGGAUUUCGUCGACUUUCAGAAUGAUGAGGGAUUGACAAAGCUUGAAAAGUAUUUAGAACAGAGAUUCAAAGAUUAUAAGGUUCAGUUACUUUACUCAAGAAUGGUAGAUUUGGUUAAUAACACAAAUGUGUCUACACAAGAUUGUCAAGGAGUAACUGAAAAAAUAGAUGAAAAAAUAGAAGGAGUGAUAGAAAAAAUAGGAGGGACUGAAAAAGUAGAUGCGUUGGAUGUUAGUGAAAUACAAGAUUUAUGUGAGAAACUACAGUCAUGUUCAUUAAACAACAAAUUUGAUGAAGACGACGAAGAUACAGAUGACUUCGAAUAUAUGACACCAUCAUCCACACCAGAAUAUGUUCAUGAUGAUUCGGAUGACAGUAUGCAGAAUGCCGAAGAGGAAGGCCCUAUGAUAUUUAUCGAAGGAUCUUCACCAACGAAAUCAGAUCACGCUGUUUAUAACGCGCUGCCAUCCGAGAUUAGCUCCAACACGUAUCCUUACAUUUACCGUUGGCGACAUGAAAUGCAACUGGCUAUAAAACGUGAUCCAUACAGGUUUAAUAUGAAACUGCUCAGGAGAAAAUUGUUCACUAAUAAUACUUAAAUAUACAGUAAACGUUAGAAGUAUCAAGAAGUGGUAUUAAUGAGCAUUGGGUGUCUUCUGGAUUAUUCGACCAAAUUUGUAUAAUGGGAAAAAGUAUUUCUAGCGAAUCCGUUUGUACAGUACUGCGCAAAUUGAUGUGUAAAAUAAAGGCUGUUGCAUACACAGUUGUCUCAACUGCAAAAACAUGAUGUAAGCGCUUUGUCCAAUAUAUAUUAUGCCAAAUAAUAUGCGAUACAUCCUGUAAUUAACAUAUGCUAACUUAUGUCGAGUAAAGCGACAACUUGUGUAACCUACCUACCUCUGAUUCAAUCGUGCUCCCGUCUUUACGUCAAUUUGUGUAUGUACAACUGCCUUUAUUUUACGUGCAUUAGUUGAUUGAAUCCAAUCGAAUUUACUAUUAACUGAUUCUCAAGUUGGUAACCGAUGAACAGUUGAUGCAAUUGACCCUACGUCGCAAACUGUGUCAGUGUUGUGUAUGAAUUUUCUAAAGAUAGCACGUGCGGUUAUUCACUAACAGUGUGAGAAGACAUUGAAUAUAGAUUUUAAGUAAGAGACAAAAUAUAUAUUUUUUUUGAGACAUAUUUACAAAA